Molecule: messenger RNA, 1902 nt
Organism: Rhododendron vialii
Lineage: Eukaryota; Viridiplantae; Streptophyta; Magnoliopsida; Ericales; Ericaceae
Exons: 3
Coding region: 117-482 (121 amino acids)
Cellular component (GO): AP-5 adaptor complex
Source: RefSeq, a predicted model, not a curated record
GUCACCACUUCCCGCUGGUGCGGUCUGCAACCUCUCUCUCUCUCAAUUACCGGAGCUGUACUCUCCCGACUCCAUCGCUAGGAAAGAAGACAAGCCAUUUUGAUUCAGUUCGGAAAAUGGUCGAACGAGAUAAAGAGUGGGAUUUACACUUCCGGACCCUAUCUUCUAUGGCCAGAGAUUCCAAUUUCGCCAGCGAUCCUGCUUCCGAUCCUUCACUACUCAAUUCGGUGAAGAAGCUUCACGAACUGUGUAAAGCUGAGAAUUCUGAAGAUUUGAUAGCCAGGGUUUAUCCGCAGCUAAACAAGAUUUUCCAGCGCUCAGUGGCUUCAAUUUCUCAGUCUCGAACUUCUAACGGUCUUCUUUUACUGGCUAUACUUCAAUUUCAAUUUUCACUUGAUUUUGGAGAGGUCGUUUUGCAUGUUGCUGAUCCUAGUCUGAGUUCCUUCUUUCGUUCCUGCUUGAGCCGGUAUAAAAUUGUUUAGUUUCUACUUCUUGAAUAAUUUAUAUAUGCGGGAAAUUAUGUUUUCAUCUGUCAAUGAUUGUCUUUUUUGUUUUGAUGGAUCACAUGAACUAUUUGGAAAUCAAAGUUCUUUACUGUUGUGAGCAUAAUAGCAAAGAAUUACAUUUGGAGAGAGUGAAGAAUACAAAGCAAGGAAUUUUUUCUGUUUAGAAAUGUAGGGAGUCCAAGGAGAAAGUUUCAGGUUACUGCCUGGUGUCGCCCAUUCUCCAAUGACUUAAGAACGUAUAUAAAUGAUGAAGGGAACAAAUUUACGAAAGCUGUUUUCCUUUUCUUCCUUUUUUGAAUUGUUUGGGAUAGAAAUUGUUUCACAGUUUCCAUACCAAACCGUCGUACUCCCCUCCACCACACACACACACACACACAAAAAAAAGAAAAAAAAGAAAGUGAAACAUACUCAUAACCCUUCCUUUUUGUAUGCCUAGUGUUGGCUGAGGUGCGUGAGCACUCCACUUGCGGAAAAUCUCAUCAACAUAUUUUGACUUAUUUGAGAAGCAAGUGGAGGAGUAUCUAUAGACCUUAGAAAAUUGCCAUAGAUUGCGAUUUUGUCUAAUUUCUCAGACUUUUAAAACGAUAAAGAUGAUUUUGUGUUCAUGUACAUUGCAAAGCACGUCUUGAGUUGAAGGUGAGGUAUUUGUGGUACUUAGAUGAGCCUGAACGGAGCUUUAUCAUAUUCUUUUCUUUUCUUUUUUCUUUUUUUUUUCGUUUUACAUUUUCCAAGGUUCGCACUGACAAUAUCCUUUUCCCACUCAUUUUAGAAGAUUUCAUAGAGCCAAAGCUUGAUAGUUGCUUGUAUGAGAUGCCUCUUGAAUUGCCUAUGGCUCAAGAUGUUCAAGUGUGUAUUACGUUGGUACCUCAUCUAGCUACAAAGUUACUAAAAGAGGGGAGAGACUAUUUAGAACACCUUGAAGAUCCUUUGGGAAUGAUGUUCACUCGAGAAAGUCUGGGGUAUGAUCUUGGACAUGUGGUGAAGUUGAAUUUUCUCUAUGCGAAGGUUGAUGAUUCUUGUAACGUUUUGGAACCAAGUGUAGUCACCUAUGUUGAGGAAGUGUUGAGCCUUAAGAGGCAUGGCAAAUGUGUGAUUUCUAGGCACAUAAGCAAGGACGCGGUGGAUGUACACAAAUGGAAACUCGUAUUGAAGAUGGGUUAUUGCAUGAUCGUGGCAUGGAUCCAGAAAUGCAGCUGCAUGCCUACUUUGGAGCUGCAUAAUAAAUAUUUCUAAAGUUCUGUGUUUUCCUUGAUUUUUAGUUGUUUUGAGUCAUUUUGUCCAACUUGAGGACAAGUUGUUUUCUUUAGAGAGGGUGUAUGAUGCAGUAAGAUUUAGGGAUAUUGUUGUCAUUUUAGUGUCUUUAGUGUGUGUAGGGUUUUGAGUCUAUAAAUAGGUG